Molecule: messenger RNA, 874 nt
Organism: Chaetomium strumarium
Lineage: Eukaryota; Fungi; Ascomycota; Sordariomycetes; Sordariales; Chaetomiaceae
Exons: 2
Coding region: 212-757 (181 amino acids)
Source: RefSeq, a predicted model, not a curated record
GCCAAAACGACUCGGUGUUUUCCGGUCAUACUUGGUUGAUGACGGGACUCGUACUGGUCAUUGGUCUCCGCCAGACGCUCAUACGCCACCGAGCUUCUUGGUCGCACCACUUUCUGACAACGACAGAGAUUACAUUGAACAAACAGACGAGCUCCAGCGAGUCCACCAUGUCCAACUAUAUCCCCGCCCGUCGACAACAGAGCAACCCAACAUGAUGGAACCGAGCUUGGCCAUCAAUGACAGCACAGCCCGCCGCUUCUUGUCGCUCGCUGUCAUCAAGGUCAGGAGGGGCUUCCUAAUCUGUCGGGCCGCGAUUGCGAUGGAUCGCCACAUCCUGGAUCGGUACCCCAAGUACAUACGCAUCUCUAAACAUCUCUUCCUCAAAACCGGGCGGGAUGUCCAUCUCACCGAAGCCGCCACGCUCAGGUUUGUCGCUGAGAAGACGUCGAUUCCAGUCCCACGUGUGCAUUGCGCGUUUGCCCACGACAAUCGAGGCAUCAUCGUGAUGGAAAGAGUCCCGGGCGUCACGCUCGCACGCGCCUGGAAGUCCCUGUCUGCCGCGGACCGGGACGCCAUUUUCGAGCAACUUCGGUCCAUGAUAAACGAACUACGAUCGCUGCCUCCGGGCCCCGGUGUCGGAAUUGAAAGUUGCGUGGGCGGCUCCUUGACGGAUCCGCGCCUAGAACGGGCCAACCCCAGGUUCGGGCCGUUCAAGACGACGCAAGAGUUCCACCUGUGGCUUCACUAUGACCUUUGAGUAGAGAACCGCCGAGACGAGGACUACAAGGUACAAGACGCGGGGGAGCGGGAGGCCAUCAAGGAAAUGUUCGCAAAACAGGGUGGACCACGGCCGCCGCCGGUUUUCACGCACGGG